AUGGACUUGUUGGGGUCGGACUUACCUAUUGAGAGUGAUGAAGGAAUAAAGUUUGCGUGGUCUGAUGGAAUCCUAUUGCAGGCUUUAAAGGAAGGUUGUUGGGUUUUGCUUGAUGAACAUAAUCUUGCUCCACAAUCUGUGUUAGAGGGUUUGAAUGCUAUUCUGGAUCACCGAGCUGAAGUCUUUAUUCCGGAGCUGGGUUGCACCUUUAAGUGUCCCUCAUCUUUUAGAGUUUUUGCAUGUCAAAAUCCUUCGCAUCAAGGUGGUGGCAGAAAAGGCCUUCCAAAAUCCUUUCUCAACCGUUUCACUAAGGUUUAUGUGGAUGAGUUAGCUGAGGGUGACUAUCUUUUCAUCUGUAGUUCGCUUUAUCCAUCAAUCCCCAGGUCCAUACUAAUAAAACUGAUAUCAUUUAACAAACGAUUGCAUGAAGAGACAAUGUUGUAUCACAAAUUUGCUCAGGAUGGCUCACCUUGGGAGUUUAAUCUACGUGAUGUGAUUCGGUCAUGUCAGAUCAUACAAGGUGCAGUGGAGAACUUGAGAGAUUAUUCCUUCCUCAACAUUCUUUAUAUUCAAAGAAUGCGUACAGAAGUUGACCGCAGAGAGGUCAUACAGCUCUUUGAGCAGGUUUUUGAGGUGAAGUCAUUUAUAAAUCCUUACCCACGGGUUCAGCUUAAUUCCCAGUACUUAAUUGUGGGGAACACUGCCAUUAAAAGGAACCUUUUUCAAUCAUCUAAAAUUUCAAGCAGUCAGCUUAAAGUUAUGCCUGAAAUUCGUCAAUGUUUAGAAGCUGCUGCACAUUGUAUUCAGCAUCAAUGGCUGUCCAUUUUGAUUGGUCAAUCAUCAUCUGGUAAGACUUCGUUGAUAAGGUUACUUGCUCAGCUUACUGGCAAUGUACUAAAUGAAUUAAAUCUUUCGGCUGCAACUGAUAUAUCUGAGUUACUUGGAUGCUUUGAGCAAUAUGAUGCUUCCCGAAAUUUUCGAUUUGUUGUUGAUCAAGUUGAGUGCUAUGUUAAGGAGUAUUAUAGUUUGCAAUUGGAGUCCUCGAAGGAAGCAUCUAUUAGUGAAAGAAAUGAUCAGUUAAUAGCCAAAUGUAUUGCUUUAAAAAGCAUGGAUUGUAACUUUUUAUCAGGCUCUACUGAGCAUGCAGAGAAGGGGAAGAGAAUCACCGAUUCCCUGAGUUUGUUAGUUGAGAUCAUUGAACAACUAAAGGAUCUUAAGAAAAAUGAUCUACCUCUGUCAUGGUCGAUCAGGGAUCUUGAUAGAGCCAUGAAGACAAUUUUAAAGUUGCAAGAGGAUUAUCAGAAAAGGUCUUUUUCUGCGAAGUUUGAAUGGGUUAUGGGACCUCUGAUAAAAGCUAUUGAACGUGGAGAAUGGAUUGUUCUAGAGAAUGCAAAUCUUUGUAAUCCCACGGUUCUUGAUAGACUCAACUCUUUAGUGGAGCCUUCUGGAUCAAUUACACUUAAUGAGUGUGGAAUUGUUGAUGGAAAACCAGUGGUUCUUCAUCCACACCCUAAUUUUCGGAUGUUCCUCACAGUUAACCCAAACUAUGGUGAAGUUUCCCGAGCAAUGCGAAAUAGAGGAGUUGAGAUAUUUAUGAUGCAGCCAUACUGGUUACUAGAUGAAGGAAGUGGUUACAGUUCUGUACAGAUUGAAUUAAAAGAUGUGGAGAGAUUUCUUAUUCUUUCUGGUAUUCCUGGAGGUAGAUUGGUUGAAUCAAUGGCCAAAUCGCAUGUCUUCGCUAGGAACGAAGGUUCAAGACUUAAUAUCAGCAUUACGUAUCUUGAGCUGUCACAUUGGGUGCAGUUAUUCCAUCAGCUUCUAAUGAAUGGUAAUCAGCCUUUGUGGAGUCUUCAUGUGAGUUGGGAGCAUACAUAUCUUUCUUCUUUUGGUGAAGCUGAAGGGGGAAAUAUAAUAGGCCAUGCUAAAAGCACUUAUUUAUCAGUUAUAGAGUUGUCGGAUUCAUCACUAGCUUUUACUUUGUGUUUGCCUGGAGGAUGGCCAAUGCCAUUGAAAGUAAUGGAUUUUGUAUGGUACUCAAAAGAAACUUGUGUGAAACAAAAUUGCAUGUAUCUGGAGUUCCUGGGGGCUCAGUUUGCAUCAUUUGAAUCAGGAAUUUUUAGUGGCCAUAAAAGUGCUUACUUGAUAAAUGUGAAGAAGUUAGAACAGAAAAUGUUUCCCAAGUCUUCAAAUUCAACUGUUUCAAACUUUGGGAAAACGGAAUUAGCAUUGGCUAAUAAGAUGCUGGAAUUUGCUGCCAACUGGGCCAUUGAACAAGCCACGGAAAAUGAUCUAGAGCUUUAUCUUCUCUGGUUUAACUGGUUUAGUGCUCAAUUGCAACCCUUCUGCCAGUUUUUCAGUUCUUUUCUGAUGUUAAUCAAGCGGGUAAUGGAUCAUCCUGUUUGGAAAUACAUUUCUCAGCGACACUGUGAGGUUGCAUCUCUUCACCAAGUAGAUUUUGGCUUGCUGCCCAUACCAAUGUUGUCAUUAGAAUUAGUUAAUUUAAUGGCAUCAAAGGACAUGGCUGAAUCAUGCAGCUUAUUUUUAAGUAAUGCCAUUAACUGCCUAGGUCCAUUAAGAGUUAGCUGUCAGCAAUGGAAUGCUCAGAGCAGCCAUGAACAUAGUGAUGAAGCUCAGGGUUCUGUAUUGAAAUCUCUGCGAGUAAUUGAAGAGGAAAUUCUUCAUAAGUUUGUUGAUUCAUCAUACAUGUUUAUGGAAUCUCCUUCUUUUGCUGUGCUGAUUCAAUUAUACACUGACCUUCUCGAAGAUCACAUACUUUUCUGGAAUGGUGUUAACUCUGACCCAACUACAUCGUCAAAUGUUGAGCAGUUGCGAAUUUCUUGGCGUUCUUUGAUGAAGGAUGUCACAAAAUUGAAGGAAAAAUUGAGUGAUGUCUGCCCAGAAGCAGCUGAGAUUGUGCUGAGGGAGAGCAAGAAUCUGGAGAAUUUCGCUAAUUUAUUUCAUAAAGAGCAUCAACUUUCAUUACUUUGUGAGAAGUCCUUGCUUUGGAUUCAUGGGGGUCAUCCAUUCUUGCCACCUUCUGCUAAUUUAUUUCAUAAACAACAUCAACUUUCAGUGCUUUGUGAGGUACUUUGGCCAACAAAUUCAAACUCACGGGUGCAAGCAGUGAAUAGAAGUCUGAUUGAGGUUGUUGCAUCAUCAAAUCCCGAACUUCGUUUUCUUGCAAUGCAAGGUAGAAUUUUCAGAUUCUUUUAUGACCAUUUGGCUUGCAUUAACCUUAUUGUGAUUCUACUUAUCUUACUGGAAGGGGCUGUUGCGGGAAAUUCUGGCAAGGUGCAUCUGCUAUGCCGUGAAUAUGAUGUGCGAUGUCUGAAGCUUAGAGUUGCUUCUUGUAACCUCUGGAACAGCUCUAUGACUGGGACAAAAUUUCAUCAUAUUCUUUUGUCUAUGGCUCGUUCUCUUUUCCACCAGCAGGAAAACCUCCAGCAAAUGGUUCCCGUUAUUCUCUCAUCAAGCCAUGGCAGAUUGAAGGAGUCGGUGCAAAAGUACAUUGAACCACUGCUAAAAGAUCUCUAUCUUCACUGUGAAUCUACUGACUUCCACUAUAUUCUUGGUUGUGCAUGGUUACGGAUUGGGGGAUUACGUUUUCAUCUCUUGCUUAGCUCUGAUGAUCUAGAUCCGGCCAUGAAAUACUAUUGGAAGUAUUCACAGUUGGCUGAGAAGAUAGCAUCCCUUAAGCUUGAAAUCCAGGUGCGACAAGAGUGUGGCUACUUAGCAGGACAUUUUUCUACAAGAGAAGAUGAUAAUAGAAGAACACUGGCUUUAGAAAAUCUUGAAGUGGAGCUUAGAAGGGUGCAAAGAAAGAUUGUGUUCCGCUCUGAUCCCGGGAAAUUUAUGAAGUUAAAACAUGAUUGCAAAGAAUUUUUCGAAAAAUGUGAUGGGCUUCUUAAAUGUAUUACACCUUUGGAGGUUAUGGUGAGUAAUAUUGAAGCCAUGGGCUUACCACAGAUUGUUGAUCAAGUGUGCAACUGGCAGGACACAGCAACCUGAUUUGUUGGCCGAUUAUCAGAGGAAUAUGCUGAAUAUGUUGAUGUAGUUCAACCAGUUCAAGUUGCAGUUUAUGAAAUGAAAUUGGGCUCAUCGCUGGUUUUGGCAAGUGUCUUCCAGAAAGAUUUGCUGAGUAUGGUUGAGCUGGACGAUAUGGAUCUCAUUAUGGGAACUAUAUAUUCAUUCAUGAGAUUUCCCCGUGGAUUUCCAUCCAAGUUGAUUUCUGUUAACUUGGGCAGCACACAGCCUCAGCUUCUUUCCUAUGACAUAGAUAUUCCCACAAUCUUUUCUGCUGCUGAUAUGACCUUGCUAGAAAAGUUGGUUACAUUCUCAAAUGGUGUUGCUGUUGAUAAGGUCUCCGUUAUGCAACUUAAAGCGUCUCUUUAUCAAAAUGUUCUUGUCCGUGUUGCACAUCAUGUAGCUAAUGCUCAAUUGAUGGAUAAAGAUUCCUUUAAGCAUCUACAUGUCUCUUUGAACAUAAUUUUGAACUUUGGCGAUGCACUCCUGCAAGAUCUUUUAGCUAUGUAUAGAACGGUUUCUAUGGUGACCCAUGUGCUUGCAAGUGUUUUUGCUUCUUUAUUUUCAAAAGGAUUUGGCAUCUCUGCCGAAGAUCAGGUGGAUGAUGGUACUCUUGAUAGAUCUGAAGACGCAAAUGGAACUGGUAUGGGAGAAGGUGCUGGAAUGAAUGAUGUCAGUGAUCAGAUAACCGAUGAAGAUCAGCUGAUUGGGGCAUUGGAUAAGCCAGGUGAUGAGCAAGAUGCCUCAAAUGAAGUCUCGAAUAAGAAUGAGAAGGGGAUUGAGAUGGAACAGGAUUUUGCAGCCGAUGCACAGAGCGUUAGUGAGGACUCUGCAGAAGAUAACAAUGAUGAUGAUAGUGAGGAUGAGCAGUUAGAGUCUGCAAUGGGGGAAACCGGUGCUAACAGUGAAGCAGUUGAUGAGAAACUUUGGGAUAAGGAUGAAGAUGAACCACCCAGUAAUUCAAAUGAGAAGUAUGAAUCAGGGUCUUCUGUUAGGGAUAGAGAUACAAGCUCUAGGGAGCUUAGGGCCAAGGAAGAUAGUGCUGCUACUACUGAUGAACCUGGAGAGCUUAAUGCUGAUGAACCUGGAGAGCUUAAUUCUGAUGAACUUGACAAACAAGAUGAUGAGAUUGGAAGUGAGGACAAUCUUGCUGACAGAGAGAACAUAGAAGACAUGAAACUGGACAAAGAAGAAGCAUUUGCUGAUCCCACAGGGUUAAAUCCUGAUGAGUCAAAUCAGUGUUCUGAUGAAGAUAUGGACACAGAUGAAAAGGAAGUUGCAGAUUCUGUGGAGGGUGCAGAUCCUGUGGAGAAUGAGGAGUCUGAUGAGAAGGGAAACCACGAGGAAGAAAAUACAAAUGCAACAGAUGAAACUAUGGGAGAGGCAGAGGCAGAACAAGUGGGUGGAAGUCCUGAAAGGGAUGAUCCUGGUAGAAAUCAUGAAGAGAAUGUUGAGAAGAAUUUAACCAAACCAAGUAAUGAUAUGUUCAAGCCAGGAAUUUCUGAUCAUGUGCCCAAUGCAGAAUCUGCAACAUAACCAAAAGGUGACUCUCAGGCACCAGAUUCAAGAAAUAUAGCACCACAAUCAAACUGGUCUAGCGGCAAUGAUGCUCAAAAUGACUUUGCUCCUUUAAAGGGCUUACCUUCCACUAAUACUACUGAAAUGGAUAUUGAGGUGGCUGACUCAUCAAAUAGUGGGAGAUUCACUGACGAUCAACCAAAAAGUCAGUUCCCUCAACAUGAACCUUCAUCUACUCAAAAAACCCAAACUAAUCCUUACCGGAAUGUUGGGGAUGCACUUGAAGAGUGGAAAGAAAGAGUCAAAGUGUCUGUUGAUCUUCAGGCAGACAAUACAGAGUCACAAGGUGAGAUCGAGGAUGCAAAUGAAGAUGAAUAUGGAUUUGUGUCCGAAUUUGAGAAAGGGACAGCACAGGCCUUGGGACCUGCAACAUCUGAGCAGGUUGACAGAAAUGUCAAUGGAAAUAAGCCGGAUGAAGAUGGUCUUACGGGGCAUAGAUAUGACCUUGCUGAUAUGGAGAUUGAGAAGCAAAAUUCUGAAGCACCCCCUCUCAAGAGCUCUGCCUCAAUCCAAAGAAGUAAGAUUGAAGAGCAUAUGCAGCUCACAGAUUUGGAGAAGUCACCUAACGAGGGAUCUGAAGAGGUUCAAAGUCUUGAUGAUGAUAAUCCUGGAAGCCUUUCAGAGAGUUUGGUCUCUGUCAAGAAGUCUUACUUGAGUGAAGGCAUACAUCAAUUCAGCAAACUUUCUGUUGAUGAUGAGCUGGGAAAGGCCCAAGAUCCUGAGGAAGUUUCCAAUGAUGUGAAUAAUAAUGCUACUGCUCUUUGGAGAAGAUAUGAACUACAGACGACAAGGUUAUCCCAGGAAUUGGCGGAACAAUUGCGUCUUGCGUUAGAGCCCACUCUUGCCAGCAAGCUCCAAGGGGAUUAUAAAACUGGUAAGCGUAUUAACAUGAAGAAGGUAAUUCCAUACAUUGCAAGUCAUUACAGGAAAGAUAAGAUAUGGCUGAGGCGGACCCGACCUAACAAACGUGAUUAUCAAGUUGUUAUUGCUGUGGAUGAUUCCCGUAGUUUGUCUGAGAGUUGCUGUGGUGAUGUUGCCAUUGAGGCUCGUACUGUUUGUCGUGCCAUUUCUCAACUGGAAAUGGGAAACUUGGCUGUUACAAGCUUUGGAAAGAAGGGGAACAUUAGGUUACUGCAUGAUUUUGAUCAGUCGUUUACUGGAGAGGCUGGGAUCAAGAUGAUCUCCAGCUUGACAUUCAAACAAGAGAAUACCAUUGCGGAUGAACCGGUGGUUGAUCUGUUGACGUAUUUGAACAACAUGUUGGAUGUAGCUGUGGCAAAGGCACAACUUCCAUCUGGACAGAACCCAUUACAACAGCUUGUCUUGAUCAUUGCAGAUGGUCGGUUCCAUGAGAAGGAAAACUUGAAGCGCUGUGUUAGAGAUGCAUUGAGUCGGAAGCGUAUGGUUGCAUUUCUUCUUCUGGAUAGUCCGCAAGAGUCGAUCAUGGACCUCAUGGAAGCAUCCUUUGAGGGUGGAAGCAUUAAAUUUUCAAAGUAUAUUGAUUCCUUUCCCUUCCCAUAUUACAUUGUGCUAAGGAACAUUGAAGCACUUCCUAGAACCCUUUCUGACUUACUGAGACAGUGGUUUGAGCUUAUGCAGUAUUGGAGGGAAUAAAUUUGUUGGAUUGAAGAGUUCAGUGUGACACAAUUGACUUGUAAAUGUGCAAAGUUUGACGGGCACUAGGUGCGGUAUAAUGUAGUGUUCAAAACCAGAAAAAAAA
Messenger RNA from Quercus lobata, 7321 nucleotides. RefSeq names its product midasin-like. Gene Ontology annotation, molecular function: ATP binding; ATP hydrolysis activity. NCBI's taxonomy places the organism in Eukaryota, Viridiplantae, Streptophyta, Magnoliopsida, Fagales, Fagaceae. Gene Ontology annotation, cellular component: nucleus; preribosome, large subunit precursor. Gene Ontology annotation, biological process: ribosomal large subunit export from nucleus; ribosomal large subunit assembly. The record is from RefSeq and is a predicted model, not a curated record.